Messenger RNA from Toxotes jaculatrix (banded archerfish), 1167 nucleotides. Its product is annotated as troponin I, slow skeletal muscle-like. The transcript is spliced from 8 exons. NCBI's taxonomy places the organism in Eukaryota, Metazoa, Chordata, Actinopteri, Toxotidae. Bases 82 to 624 code for a protein of 180 amino acids. Gene Ontology annotation, cellular component: troponin complex. The record is from RefSeq and is a predicted model, not a curated record. Gene Ontology annotation, biological process: muscle contraction.
CACUCACACACUUUCCUUCCGUUUUGAGGUACAACUCAAGGAGUUGUCUGGCUUCACUAAGUGCUGGAAUUUAAGGCAGCCAUGGCUGAUGCACCUAAAAAAUGCAAGAUCUCCUCAUCUCGAAGGCUGGGAUUGAAGAUUAGGUUGUUGGCAGUUGCUGCUCAGAUGCUGCAAGAGGAAGCAGAGCAGAAAAUAAAGGAGAGAGAAGUUGCUCUGGCAGAAAGAGUUCCUCCUCUAAAUCUGUCUGGUCUGUCUUUGCAAGAGCUGCAGGAUCUAUGCAAAGACUUGCACCACAAGAUAGAUGUUGUAGAUGAGGAACACUAUGAUAUUGGUCUCAAGGUUUCCAAAAAUGACAAGGAGAUUGAAAACAUGAAUCUGAAGAUCAUUGAGAUUCAGAGUAAGUUCAAGAAGCCGACCCUGAGGAGAGUGAAGAUCUCAGCAGAGGCCAUGCUGAGCGUCCUGCUGGGCUCCAAACACAAAGAGUCCUUUGACUUCAAGGCCAACCUCAAAACAGUCAAGAAGGAAGAGGAAAAGAAGGAGGAGGUGACUGACUGGCGUAAGAACGUGGAAGCCAUGUCUGGUAUGGAGGGAAGAAAGAAGCUGUUUGAUGCCUCUGGAAACUAAAGAAACAAUUAUUUUUGCUUAAAGCAUCUUCUUCUUAUGAUGAAGGAUGAACCUACUGUCCGAUUUCUAUCAUAUUAAUUUAUGAAUUGCAGGUAGGAUAAACACCCUUUAAACCAGGAUUGUCUUGGGAAAACGUCGAAUAUUUUAAGAGAAAUUGUACAGUAAGCUUUAAGUUGUUUUUAACUUAUUCAUAGAAUAGGAAAAGAUGAAUCACAUAUAGUAUUAAAGACAUAGUGGUGUAUUCCUGUAUUAUGACUGACUUUAAUUUACUUCAGUAUUAACUGCUGUGUCUUUGCAGUGGCUGACCUUGAGAUGGCAGUAUAAUUCUUUCAAACCAUCACAGUCUACUCAGUGGACCUACAGUGUAGUGUGUUGGCUGAGGAGAAAUAUUGUUUGUCCUUCAUAAAUUAACAACUAGUAGUAGUCUGUUGAAAUAAAUUGCCAUCUACUUUGUCAGACAUCCAAUUUUUUGGCAAUUAAAGAUACAUUGCUAAGAAUUAAAAUUAAAUAGUGUUAUUGCAGCCUUGGUUAAAGUUAUUGCAG